GUGCGGGGGGCACGUUGCUCCGACGCGCGCGCGCGGGAGUCGCUCUAGGCGCUGUCUCGUUGGUCGCAAGCGCCCGCGGGGAGGCGGCGAUGCUGGCGCGGGGCGCGCUCGGGGCCGGGCGGCUCCUGCUGAGGAGCCCGCGGCGGGCGGUGUCCUCGAUGUCGGCGCUGCCCUUCAACACGGUGGUGCUGUUCGUGCCGCAGCAGGAGGCCUGGGUGGUGGAGCGCAUGGGCCGCUUCCACCGCAUCCUGGACCCCGGCUUGAAUUUCCUCAUCCCGGUGCUGGAUAAGAUCUGCUACGUGCAGAGCCUCAAGGAAAUCGUCAUCGAUGUCCCGGAGCAGUCGGCUGUCACCCUGGAUAACGUCACGCUGCAGAUCGAUGGUGUGCUCUACCUGCGCAUCAUGGACCCUUACAAGGCUAGCUAUGGGGUGGAGGACCCUGAGUAUGCUGUGACACAGCUGGCCCAGACCACCAUGCGGUCUGAGCUGGGCAAGAUCUCCCUCGACAAAGUCUUCCGGGAACGGGAAUCCCUCAAUGCCGGCAUCGUGGAUGCCAUCAACCAGGCUGCAGAUGACUGGGGCAUCCAGUGCUUGCGCUACGAGAUCAAGAACAUCCACGUGCCGCCCCGCGUGAAGGAGUCCAUGCAAAUGCAGGUGGAGGCAGAGCGGCGGAAGCGGGCGACGGUGCUGGAAUCGGAGGGGACGCGGGAGUCUGCUAUCAACGUGGCUGAGGGACACAAGCAGGCGCAGAUCCUGGCCUCCGAGGCCCAGAAGGCCGAGCAAAUCAACAAAGCCUCUGGAGAGGCCAGCGCCAUUCUGGUCAGAGCCAAGGCCAAGGCUGAGGCAAUUGAACUCCUGGCGGCUGCACUGACAAAACACAACGGCAACGCGGCCGCCUCCCUGUCGGUGGCCGAGCAGUACGUGAACGCCUUCUCCCACCUGGCCAAGGACACCAACACCAUCCUGCUGCCCGCCAACACCGGCGACAUCACCAGCAUGGUCACCCAGGCUCUGGGCAUCUACGGUGCCUUGACCAAGCCGCACGCUGUGAAGGCCCCGGAAGCAACGCUGCCUGCCUCCGACGUCCCGGAGCCCCCCAGCCAGGAGCUACCCGAGUCCCAGCAGCGCCAGGCCAGCUAGCAGCACCCGCCCUCCCCUCAAACACUCUCUUGUGUUUCCUUCCUGACUUUUUUUUUUGGAUUGAAUCAUGUAAUAAAGGAAGUGGCAGCGGA
Molecule: messenger RNA, 1231 nt
Organism: Alligator mississippiensis (American alligator)
Lineage: Eukaryota; Metazoa; Chordata; Crocodylia; Alligatoridae
Gene: STOML2
Product: stomatin like 2
Exons: 10
Coding region: 90-1139 (349 amino acids)
Cellular component (GO): membrane
Source: RefSeq, a predicted model, not a curated record